Setaria italica (foxtail millet) is the source of this 2026-nucleotide messenger RNA. RefSeq names its product protein disulfide isomerase-like 5-4. NCBI's taxonomy places the organism in Eukaryota, Viridiplantae, Streptophyta, Magnoliopsida, Poales, Poaceae. The coding region runs from base 207 to 1778 and encodes 523 amino acids. The record is from RefSeq and is a predicted model, not a curated record. Gene Ontology annotation, cellular component: endoplasmic reticulum; COPII-coated ER to Golgi transport vesicle. The transcript is spliced from 14 exons.
GGGAGGCAGGCGCGGGGGAGGCGAGGCAGGACACGAGGUCGGUGCGUUCGUGCGUGCCAUACCGCGCGCCGGUGAGAUCCCCAAGAAGACGACGGCGACGAACGGAACCCCCACAAAAAUCUCACCUUUCUCCUCCUCCUUUCUUCCCAGAUCUCUCUUCCCCCACACCCCGGCUGCCGCCGCAGAUCUGAGGGUCAUUGGCAGCCAUGAUCUCCAGCAAGCUCAAGUCCGUCGACUUCUACAGGAAAAUCCCUAGGGAUUUGACCGAGGCAUCACUAUCUGGCGCUGGAUUAUCCAUUGUAGCAGCACUAGCUAUGAUGUUUUUGUUUGGAAUGGUCUGUUCCCUCCCCACCCCACGGAUCAAGUGUCGUUUAUUUCUUCCCUUCCUUGGUUCAUGUAGUUCCUGUUGGGUUUCAUCUCUAGCAUACACCAAAUUACUCGUACAAGGCUUUGGUGUUGGUUGGAAUUUGGGACAAUUUCAGCAAUUCUUGACUGUGAAGCUUAAUUGUUGUUCCCUCAAAUGUUUACUGACUGCCGUUGUCUUUUACAGCUUUCCUGCACUUUCAUGUGAAUUUGCAUCAGUUGAUGUCAGUGAUGUGCUGGGAACAAACAGAUUGAACAUAACGAAGACUGUUCGCAAGUUUUCGAUUGAUCGGAAUUUAGUACCAACUGGAUCAGAAUUCCACCCUGGGCCUAUUCCCAUUGUCAGUAAGCAUGGUGAUGAUGUUGAAGAAGUUGUUGAUGGUUCAGUUCCCUUGUCAUCUCGCAAUUUUGAUAGCUAUUCGCACCAGUAUCCUGUUUUGGUUGUCAACUUUUAUGCCCCCUGGUGUUACUGGAGCAAUCGACUGAAACCUUCGUGGGAGAAGACUGCGACAAUAAUAAGGGAGAGAUAUGACCCUGAAAUGGAUGGUAGAAUCCUUCUUGGCAAGGUUGACUGCACUGAGGAAGCUGACUUGUGUAGGAGGCACCACAUACAAGGAUACCCAUCCAUUCGUGUUUUCCGUAAAGGGUCUGAUGUCAAGGAGAAUCAGGGUCACCAUGAUCACGAAUCAUACUACGGGGAGCGUGAUACAGAGAGUUUAGUUGCGGCAAUGGAAACGUAUGUUGCAAACAUUCCGAAAGAAGCUCAUGUGCUUGCUUUGGAAGACAAAUCCAAUAAGACUGUUGAUCCUGCCAAGCGCCCUGCUCCCGUGACUGGUGGAUGCAGAAUUGAAGGUUUUGUGCGGGUCAAAAGGGUUCCAGGGAGUGUUGUUAUAUCGGCUCGAUCUGGGUCACACUCCUUUGAUCCAUCCCAGAUAAAUGUUUCACACUAUGUGACACAGUUCUCAUUUGGCAAAAAACUUUCGCCAAGGAUGUUCUAUGAAUUCGUAAGACUAACUCCCUAUCUUCGAGGAUACCACGAUAGAUUAGCUGGCCAGUCUUACAUGGUUAAGCAUGGUGAGGUUAACGCCAAUGUUACUAUUGAGCAUUACCUACAAAUUGUGAAGACUGAGCUUGUAACACUGAGGUCCUCAAAGGAACUGAAAGUGCUUGAGGAAUACGAAUACACAGCACACAGCAGCUUGGUGCACAGCUUCUAUGUCCCUGUUGUGAAAUUCCAUUUUGAGCCUUCUCCCAUGCAGGUCUUGGUAACUGAAGUUCCAAGAUCCUUCUCUCAUUUCAUCACAAAUGUCUGCGCCAUUAUUGGUGGAGUCUUCACGGUUGCUGGAAUACUGGAUUCCAUCUUCCACAACACGCUAAGGAUGGUGAAGAAGGUUGAGCUAGGAAAGAACAUCUAAGUUCCGGUGCCGCUACAAGCUUUGGCGGAUGCGCUAGGUAGCCAUUGUUUUGUUCUACAUGGGUAGUGAUUCAUGCUGAUGGAUAUAUUAAAGAGGGAAAACGUGGGGUUGACAGAGUUGGAACUAGGGGUCAUGAACUUGAUACUAGGGAUUUCACUGUUUUGCUACAUCACUUACAAAUAAGACAGUGGAUCCUUGUGAGUGAACCCCGUGCUAAUUGAGCAAGGUAACCUGCUGUUCUUGUAGAA